This is a messenger RNA of Stegostoma tigrinum, 6896 nucleotides long. It is a transcript of the gene ift172, whose product is annotated as intraflagellar transport 172. Gene Ontology annotation, biological process: intraciliary transport. The transcript is spliced from 51 exons. The record is from RefSeq and is a predicted model, not a curated record. Gene Ontology annotation, molecular function: protein binding. Gene Ontology annotation, cellular component: intraciliary transport particle B; ciliary basal body; axoneme. Lineage: Eukaryota; Metazoa; Chordata; Chondrichthyes; Orectolobiformes; Stegostomatidae. The coding region runs from base 1564 to 6750 and encodes 1728 amino acids.
UUUAAGAGACUGCUGGACAUGUAUAUGGUCACAGAAAUUUGAGGGUGCAUACAUGAGGAUCAAUGGUCGGCACAACAUUGUGGGCUGAAGGGCCUGUUCUGUGCUGUACUGUUCUAUGUUCUAUUUCCAUGGGUACAUAGCUGGGAUAGGUAUGGAGAGAUAGGGACCACACACAGGCACAUGAGAUUAAAUUAUUUCUGAAAACUGGGCAUAAUGGACAAAUUGGCCAAAGGGCCUGCUUCUAUGCUGUAAACCUCUAUGACUCUAAUCAAUGACUUGAGUGGCAGGAAGAAGAUUGUGAAGGCAUUGGAAAAAAAUGUUCUUGCAAAGAGGCCAUUAGAGACAGAUUAUAUAAUCACUUUUUGGCUGUUACAAUUAAAUAAGACUACAAGAAAAUCAAAGGUACCAAAUAAAUGAACCAACAAAAAUUUACCAGGGAAAAAAAAAUUCAUUUCAUAUGAACUACCUAUUUAUCACUUUUUUUGUAAUGACUACGGGGAUGUGGCUCAGUGGUAGAGUGCAUGCUUUGUACGUAUGGGGGCCGCGGGUUCAAUCCCCGGCAUUUCCAUUUCUUUUUCCAUACGGCCUUUGUGCUUUCAUUGGGAGUUAGCGAAGGGCCUUGAAAUUUUCUCCGGAUGAACCAGGCAUUUUUGUUCCGGUUCAAACUCCAUGUCUAUAAUUUACAUUCUUUAGCUUUGUGAGAACAAGGAAACACUCAGUUACUGCCUCUGCAAGUCCCGUACAUGUCCUUUUCCAAAUGAGUACCUGCACUGGUUGGAGGAGCCGGUUGAGAUUUUGGAUUUGUGCCAAUGUUCUUUUAAUGCUUUUUUUGCAUUAAACCCAUCGAAGAUGUUAAAGUAACCGCCGCUCUAUUCAUUUUAUCACCGCGCUCGGCCUCGUGGGUAACACGUCAUCCAGAGGCUGAGUACCCAAAUACAGUGACGUUUGUGACCGUAACCAGGGAAACUGCAGCUGAUCUGUGGGAAGAAAUAAAGCGGACGGAGUCGAGAUUAGGUCUGGGAGAAACUAAUGCAGCUGAAACAUCUGAAAACCCUUCUGAAUCCUCAGUUUCACUUGUGUUAAAUGGAUGAAUUUUCGCUCUGGAGGGAGCCGAGAUGUAACUUAUGUUCAGAUUCACAUUUGCACUUGUGCUUACCGUCACGUCAAGAAACAUAAAAACAUUGACUAAACCUGACGGAUUUAUUGCACCAAAGGGCAACCAGAAUGGUACUAAGCUGUGAGGCUGGAUGAACACGGCAGGCCCAGCAGCAUCUCAGGAGCACACCAGAAUGGUACACUGUACUCCAGAAGAGGCCUUACCAACGUCCUGCACAACCUCAACAUGAUGUCUCAACUCCUAUUCUCAAAAGCCAACAGUCACCUCAGUCAAUUUUCUUGGAUCUCUAAACUCUUGUUACGGGACUCCAACCUUCCUCAUCUUGGUCCUGGGACCAUUCUUCCACUCCUCUGUAGACACUCUUCUUUGAAUACUGCCACGUACAGUGCAUGUGAUUUUGUUACUUUCCAGCAAAUUGUCAGGAUGGUGCUGCUAAAGUUACAUGUAUGUCAUGGGCGCCCAAUAACAGCAAGUUUGCAGUCUGCACUGUGGACAGAGUUGUUCUUCUGUAUGACGAAAAUGGAGAAAGAAGGGAUAAAUUCUCUACUAAACCUGCUGAUGCCAAGUAUGGCAAGAAAAGUUAUAUGGUCAGAGGCAUGGCAUUUUCUCCAGAUUCCACCAAAAUAGCAGUUGGACAGACAGACAGUAUUAUAUAUGUGUAUAAAAUUGGAGAGGAAUGGGGUGAUAAAAAAGUUAUCUGUAACAAGUUUGUACAGACGAGUGCUGUUACAUGUCUAAUCUGGCCAGCAGAUCAAGCAAUUGUUUUUGGAUUGGCUGAAGGAAAGGUUCGUUUAGCUAACACAAAAUCAAACAAGUCUUCAACCAUUUAUGGAACAGAUUCUUACGUAGUUUCGUUGACUUCAAAUUUAUCAGGCAAGGGAAUUCUAUCUGGACAUGCAGAUGGCACAAUUGUACGUUACUAUUUUGAUGAUGAAGGAGUGGGUGACUCACAGGGAAAACUAACAACACACUGUUGCCCACCUUAUGCCUUAGCCUGGGCUGUAAAUAGUAUUGUGGCUGCUGGAUGUGAUAAGAAAAUCAUUGCCUACGGAAAGGAGGGCCAUAUUAUCCAGCAGUUUGAUUAUGGCCGUGAUGCUACGGAAAAAGAGUUCACAGUAGCUGCCACGAGUCCUAGUGGACAGUCGAUAGUCAUCGGCAGUUAUGACAGGCUGAGAGUACUAAACUGGAGUCCUCGUAGAAAUGCAUGGGAUGAGUCAAGGCCAAAGGAAAUCCCAAAUCUUUACACUAUUACUGCCUUAGCUUGGAAAAAGGAUGGUUCCAGACUAUGUGCGGGCACACUUUGUGGAGGUGUGGAACAAUUUGAUUGCUGUUUGCGUAGAUCUAUUUACAAGAACAAAUUUGAAAUGACCUAUGUUGGCCUCAGCCAGGUCAUAGUAAGGAACCUUUCGACUGGUACCAGAGUUGUGUUGAAGUCUCACUAUGGGUAUGAAAUUGAUGAAGUGAAGAUAAUGGGAAAAGAUCGCUACCUGGUGGCUCAUAGCACUGACACAUUACUUCUUGGAGACUUGGCAACCAACAAACUUAGUGAGGUUGCCUGGCAGGGGUCUGGUGGAAAUGAAAAGCUUUACUUUGAUAAUGAAAAUGUGUGCAUGAUCUUCAAUGCUGGUGAAUUGACACUUGUGGAAUAUGGCAACAAUGACAUUUUAGGAUCUGUUAGAACAGAGUUCAUGAACCCUCACUUAAUCAGUGUUCGACUAAAUGAACGUAAACAAAGUGGGGUAGAAGAAAAUAAGAAACUGGCAUAUCUGGUAGAUAUUAAAACUAUAGCAGUUGUGGAUCUUUUGACUGGUUAUAACUUGGCUGCGAUAAGUCAUGACACAAAAAUUGACUGGUUAGAAUUGAAUGAAACUGGACGCAAGUUGCUUUUCAGGGACAAAAAACUUGGUCUCCAUCUGUUUGAUAUAGAAGACAACACAAAGACAACUGUCCUGAAUUACUGCACUUAUGUUCAGUGGGUACCCGGCAGUGAUGUGGCUGUGGCCCAGAACCGUGGCAAUCUCUGUGUUUGGUACAAUAUUGAUUCUCCAGAGCGAGUUACAAUGUUUCCGCUUAAGGGUGAUAUUGUAGAUCUGGAACGGAGUAAUGGUAAAACAGAAGUCAUAGUUACUGAGGGAGUGAAUACUAUUUCUUAUACUCUGGAUGAAGGGCUAAUUGAAUUUGGCACAGCAAUUGAUGAUGGAGAUUAUAACAGAGCCACUGCUUUCUUGGAAACAUUGGAAAUGUCAUCUGAGACUGAAGCUAUGUGGAAAACAUUAAGCAAGCUUUCAUUAGAAGCCCAGCAGUUGCAUAUUGCAGAAAGAUGCUUUGCUGCUCUUGGUGAUGUAACGAAAGCUCAAUUUCUUUGUGAAACUAAUCGAAUUGCAGACCAAGCAUCAACGGAAUAUGGAGGUGAUGGCUCAGACAAUUACCUUGUUCGCGCACGAUUGGCUAUGUUGGAGAAAAACUACAAAUUAGCAGAAAGUUACUAUCUGGAACAAAAUGCUGUUGAUAAAGCCAUGGAUAUGUAUCAGGAACUACACAUGUGGGACGAAUGUAUAAUGGUUGCUGAAGCCAAGGUUCACCCUGAAUUGGACAAUCUUAGACGGAGUUAUUAUAAAUGGCUGAUGGAAACAAAUCAAGAUGAAAAGGCAGGAGAAGUAAAAGAGCAUGAUGGCGAUUACUCUGGUGCCAUUAAUCUCUACUUGAAAGCUGGCCUACCUGCAAAAGCUGCUCGAUUAGUGUUAAGUCAGAAUGAACUUAUGACAAACAGUGAUAUCAUCAAUAGAAUUGCUGCAGCCCUAAUUAAGGGGGAUUUUUAUGAAAGGGCUGGAGACCUUUAUGAAAAAAUUGGGAAUUACCAAAGAGCACUGGAUUGCUACCGUAAGGGCAAUGCCUUUCGGAAAGCAGUGGAAUUGUCUAGAACCGUUUCUCCAGCUGAGGUUGUGAAAUUAGAGGAGGCCUGGGGAGACUAUCUGGUACAACAAAAACAGUUGGAUGCUGCAAUUAAUCAUUACAUUGAGGCCGGCUGCUCUAUAAAGGCGAUUGACGCAAGUGUUGGAGCUCGACAGUGGAAAAAAGCAGUCCAUAUUCUUGAACUUCAAGAAGAUGCAACAUCUUACAAGUACUAUCACAAGAUAGCACAACACUAUGCUUCAGUCCAAGAAUAUGAGACUGCUGAAAGGAUGUACAUCAAAGCCGAUCGAAUCAAGGAUGCUAUUGAUAUGUACAAGCAAGUGGGAUAUUGGGAGCAAGCCCACAAGUUGGCUAUAAAGUGCAUGAAGCAUGAAGAUGUGGCAGUUCUAUAUAUUGAUCAAGCGCAAGAACUAGAAAAGAAAGGAAAAUACAAAGAUGCUGAAAGGUUGUACAUUACAGUAGAUGAACCUGAUUUAGCAAUCACAAUGUAUAAGAAGCUUAAAAUGUAUGAUGACAUGAUUCGACUUGUAGCAAAAUAUCACAAGGACCUACUCACAGACACCCACCUUCAUCUUGCAAAGGAACUGGAAAGUGAAGGCCGUUUUCAAGAAGCUGAGUACCAUUAUUUGGAAGCAAAAGAAUGGAAGGCAAUAGUGAAUAUGUAUCGUGUCAAUGAUAUGUGGGAUGAAGCCUAUAGGGUUUCAAAAGCCCAUGGAGGUGCAAAUGCCCAUAAACAAGUGGCUUACUUAUGGGCAAAGAGCCUGGGAGGAGAGUCCGCUGUUAAGUUGCUAACUAAGUUUGGUCUUCUGGAAACAGCAAUUGACUAUGCAGCUGAUAACUGCUCUUUCGAUUUUGCUUUUGAACUGUCACGCUUGUCUAUGAAAAAUAAAAUCCCAGACAUACAUCUCAAACAUGCUAUGUAUCUAGAAGAUGAGGGUAAAUUUCAAGAAGCAGAAAUUGAAUUCAUUAAAGCAGGAAAAUCAAAGGAGGCUGUCCUCAUGUAUGUGCAUAAUCAAGAUUGGGAUGCAGCCCAAAGGGUGGCAGAGGCUCAUGACUCUGACAGUGUGGCUGAUGUCUUGGUUGGUCAGGCACGUUUUGCCUUCGAUCAGAAAGAAUAUCAAAAGGCUGAGGCUUUUCUUCUGAGAGCUCAAAGACCAGAAUUGGCUGUGAAAUAUUACAAGGAAGUCACAAUGUGGAGUGAUGCAAUUAGAAUUUGUAAAGAAUAUAUCCCUAACAAGCUGGAACAACUUCAGGAAGAAUAUGAACAGGAAGCAAUUAAGAAAGGAACAAAGGGAAUAGAAGGAAUAGUUGAACAAGCUAGAGAAUGGGAGCAAUCAGGAGAAUAUGGAAGAGCAGUGGAAUGUUACCUUAAAGUCAAAGAGACCAAUAACCUGGCUCUGAUGGAGAAGUGCUGGAUGAAGGCUGCUGAACUGUCCAUCAAAUUUUUAAAUCAAGACAGAACUCUUGAAGUGAUUCAGACACUUGGUCCUCGACUGAUUGAAAUACAGAAAUACAGUGCGGCAGCUGAACUGUACCUUAAUAUGGAUCUCAUUAAAGACGCCAUUGACUGUUUCAUAGGAGGGGAAGAAUGGAACAAAGCUAAACGUGUGGCAAAGGAGCUCGAUCCCAGAUAUGAAGACUAUGUUGAUCAAUGCUAUAAGGAAUAUUUGAAAAAUCAAGGCAAAGUGGAUUCACUGGUUGGAGUGGAUGUGAUAGCUGCACUUGACAUGUAUGUUGAACGAGGGCAAUGGGAAAAAUGCAUUGAAACUGCUAAUAAACAGAGUUACAAAAUUCUCCACAAGUAUGUGGCUCUAUAUGUUACACAUCUUAUCAAAGAAGGUCAUACUGAAAAGGCCUUAAAUCUGUAUGUUCAACACGGCACUCCUGCCAAUACCCAAAAUUUUAACAUAUACAAACGGAUUUUUAUGGAUAUUAUAAACAUGCCAGAUAAAAAUACUGCAGAUGCAUAUAGGACAUGGGCUGAUCUUCGUGAUGUACUCUUCAAUCUGUGUGAAAAUCUAGUUAAAUCUUCAGAAGCCAGUUCUCCUGCUCAUGAAGAGUUUGAGCAAAUGCUGCUGAUUUCCCACUAUUAUGCUACUCGUGCAGCGUCACUGGGAGUCAAUCAGCUGGACACGGUUGCAGCAAAAUUAUCCAUCUCUUUGCUGAGGCACACUGACAUCAUCCCUGCUGACAAAGCAUUUUAUGAGGCUGGCAUGGCAGCUAAGGCAAUUGGUUGGGAGAACAUGGCUUUUAUAUUCCUGAAUCGUUUCCUGGAUCUUUGCGAUGCAAUUGAGGAGGGCAAUCUUGAUGCACUUGAUCAUUCUGAUUUUCAAGAUACAGAUAUUCCGUUUGAAAUACCUGUCCCUAUAAAACAACAUAUUUUGGAUGAUAAACGUGAGGAAAUUAGGGACUGGGUUCUCACUGUGUCAAUGGACCAACGAGUUGAACAGGUCCUACCACCAGAUGAACGCGAUACUUACGAAGCCUCUCUAUUAGCUGUAAACACUGGGAUCCAGUCUCUUCCUUGUAUAAUGACAGGUUAUCCAGUACUCCGUAACAAAAUUGAAUUCAAAAGACCUGGUAAAGCAGCAAACAAAGAUGACUGGAACAAAUUUCUCAUGGCAGUAAAGACAACUCAUAGCCCAGAGUGUCAAGAUGUGUUGAAGUUUGUUAGUCAAUGGUGUGGAGGCCUUCCCAGUGCCAGCUUUUCCUUCCAGUGAAAAAUGCUAAGAAUGGUCUCCUAUUAUAAAAUUGUGCUCUAUUUCUACAUUAUAUUGAGCCCAUAACUUUAAUAUGACCAAUAGAGCUGCUUUAUUUUCUUCCAUUUUGAAGACUCAUAUUUAUUUACAGAAUUGCCUUACAAAUA